Elephantulus edwardii (Cape elephant shrew) is the source of this 1812-nucleotide messenger RNA. RefSeq names its product protein FAM71B-like. Bases 1 to 1812 code for a protein of 603 amino acids. Gene Ontology annotation, cellular component: nucleus. Lineage: Eukaryota; Metazoa; Chordata; Mammalia; Macroscelidea; Macroscelididae. The record is from RefSeq and is a predicted model, not a curated record. The transcript is spliced from 3 exons.
AUGAACAAUGAAGGUGUUUUACCUUAUUGCGUCACCAACGGCUACCGUUCGAUGGGUGUGUUCAAUACCUCCAUGGGAGAUCUACAGAAACAACUCCAUAGGGGAGGAGAGUAUGACAUUUUUAAGUAUGCGCCAAUGUUUGCGAGUGACUUUAUCCAGAUCAGCAGAAAAGGCGAAGUGAUUGAUGUAUAUAACCAUGUUCGAAUGGUGACCGUGAGCAUCACAUCUACCAGCCCAGUCCUCCCACUGCCAGACGUCAUGUUGUUGGCGCGGCCAGUGAGAGUCUGCGAAGACCACAAUGGGUAUAGCCAACCCACCAAAAGGAAAAGUCGAAAGGCCACAAAGACCUUAGAGCUUACCAGGCUCCUUCCCUUGAAGUUUGUCAAGAUCUCUAUACACGAUCGAGAAAAACAGCAACUGUGCCUGAAGCUUGCUACUGGACGUUCCUUUUACCUGCAGCUGCUCCCCUCUUCAGAUGCAUGUGAGGAUCUCUUUUGCUACUGGGAAAAGCUAGUCUUUGUCCUGAGACAAACAAUGAAGAAUUAUAGCAGUACCCCAUCUGUCCAAACUGGGGAUUUAGCAAAUACAUCGAAAUGCUUGACAGAUGACAAUAGAAGCAUAAUGACUGCAGAUCUCGAUGCAGAAGGGGUUCGGGAUGAAAGCAGGCUUCACAAGUUCCAAGAGGUGUCUGGAGCUACCUCUUCUGCUUAUGCAGGAGGAGAAGGAAUUGGAAUCCAGCAGCCUUCUCAUGGAAUGUCUGCUUCAAGAGCAGGGCCAACAACCAGCUACACAAUGGGAGCUGCAGUAGCAGGGACAACAGCAGGCUCCACAGUGGAAGAUGCACUAGCAGGGACAAGAGCCGGCUCCCCAUCGGGAACUACAGUAGCAGGGACAACAGCAGGCCGUUCAAAGAGUGCUGUAAACAUUGCAAUCACCAAGGCCUCAGGGCCAGCACAGACAAAUGCGGCCUUGGCAGGAGUCAUCACCAAGAGUCCAAGAGUGAGUAGAGGACCCAGCAAGGCCAUAGCAGGUACUGCCAUUGUGCCCUCAGAGAGUGCUAACAUGGUCUUGGCAAGUGCUAUAAGCUUAUCUGUAGAGGACACAGUGGCAACCAGUUACUCCCCAGGAAGUAGCAUGAACACGAUCUUCACAGGAGUGCCAACCAACAAGCCUGUUUCAAAGGAUGCUGAAUUACCCCAUCACUCGACCUUGAAAAGUGAAGGCUAUAUGAGUGAGCAAGAUGGAAGACAGAGGGUCUCCAAGCUCAAUAUUGAAGUUCAGAAGGAAAAAAAGGAAAGAAGAUCAAAGAGGGACAAAAAUCCCACUAGGAUAAGUUCUCACCACCACAGGAAAGGUGGGGACAAACCAACCCAGAAAUCCUCCUCCCACUGGUCCUUAGCCAACCAUGGAGCUGGGAGAGAGGACAAAAAGGAGAGAGGUCAUAGCAACACAAAGGGCAAAGGACAGAGGUCCUCUUCUCACAAAUGUAUUAUCCGCAGUCCCACCCCAAAGGCAUCCAGGACAACUCGGAUACUGGGGCAGACCCAAUCUUCCACAACUCGCUCAGAUCUAGUACUUAAGAUAGUCAGCAGGAUCAGCUCUUUCAUCAAGAACUUUGGAGUUGUCCCUGCUUCAAGAGCAGUGAUUACAUCUCAUGAGAGAGAGUCGGACAUUGUAGCCGCGACUAUGGAGAGGUACAACAUUGAGUAUAAGAUGGAGAAAGCACCUGGACAUGUCCAGGAUGUGGAGAUCACUGAUUCAAUGACAUCUGAGACCACAGAGACAAUAAUCUUUGCUUCUAAAGCCACUUAA